AUGGAGGAACCAACCCUACCGGAAGAGAUGAUAGUGCUCAUCCUCACCUUCCAUUCCCUCAUUCUCUCCGACCCCAAAUUCGCUCAAUCCCAAUUUCGAGCAGCUCGUGACCGGAAAGCUCCAAAUAGCAGACUCCUCUGCUCCUCUUGUUUUAAACUCAGAGCUCGAUUCGAAUCAAUAGACUUGGAGUCGCCGUCGUUUGGAGAUUCUUCUUCUGUCAGAGAGCUCAACAGUGGGCUCCUUAGUGUAUUACUGGGCUCCUGCAAUGGUAUUGUAUUUCUCGCUUUUGAUUACAAAAUAUUUUACAUGAGGAACCCUUCCACUGGUUUCUUCAAGAAAUUACCUGACCACCCUGGGUUUUCCCCACAUUUAAAUGAGCUCGUUGCUUUUGGCGUUGGCUAUUUACCGGCCACCGAUGACUACAGAGUCCUCGUGGUCUCCCAUAUUAUUGAAACUAAGGAUGAGGCCGCCAUUUUCUAG
Molecule: messenger RNA, 480 nt
Organism: Fragaria vesca subsp. vesca
Lineage: Eukaryota; Viridiplantae; Streptophyta; Magnoliopsida; Rosales; Rosaceae
Exons: 1
Coding region: 1-480 (159 amino acids)
Source: RefSeq, a predicted model, not a curated record